GAGAGGUGCAAAGUUUUAGGAUUUCAUAACAGAAAGAAACACCUUACAUAGCGAGUGAGCGAGCGAGCUUCUGCUACCAGAAACACAGAUAAAAAAGAAAGUUUGGUACCGAAACGCAUAGUGAUACCGAUGGAAGGAGGAGGAGGAGUGCGAAAGAGGAGUUGUUGCACGAUUCGGAAAAAUGACUUCCUCCCGGAGGAAUCGUUCAAGAGCUGGGAGAACUACACGACGGCGCUGCUGGAGACGCCGAGGAGACUGAAGGACCGAUUUCUCACGCGAUCCAGCGAGCGAGCGGAGAUCAGCGAGAUGACGACGCGAAGCAGCCAUCAGAUGAAGAAGACGCUCAACUGGUGGGACCUCAUCUGGCUCGGCGUCGGCUCCGUCGUCGGCGCCGGAAUAUUCGUCCUCACCGGAUUGGAGGCUAGGAACACCGCCGGUCCCGCCGUCAUCUUGUCGUACGUCGUGUCCGGUUUCUCCGCCAUGCUGUCCGUUUUCUGUUACACCGAGUUUGCCGUCGAAAUCCCUGUUGCCGGUGGUUCAUUUGCCUACUUAAGAGUGGAGCUAGGAGACUUUGUGGCCUUCAUAGCUGCAGGAAACAUCCUUCUUGAGUACGUAAUAAGUUGUGCCGCAGUGGCAAGGUCAUGGACCUCAUACUUCGCCACCCUCUGCAACAAAAACCCUGAUGAUUUUCGCAUAGUCAUGCAUAACAUGAACCCUGAUUAUGGCCACCUUGACCCUAUAGCUGUCGUGAUCCUUGCACUCGUAUGCAUCCUUGCGGUUUACAGCACCAAAGGCUCUUCAAUCUUCAACUACGUUGCCUCAGUCGUACACACAGUCAUCCUUGUCUUCAUAGUCAUAGCAGGUCUUGUCCAUGCCAAGCCUCAAAACUACGUACCCUUUGCACCCUUCGGUGUUAGGGGCGUCUUCCAAGCUUCGGCUGUGCUCUACUUUGCCUAUGUGGGGUUCGAUGCUGUUGCAACCAUGGCUGAAGAAACCAAGAACCCUUCAAGGGACAUUCCAAUUGGGCUUGUAGGUUCAAUGGUGAUAGCCACAGCGGCAUAUUGCUUGCUUGCAGCCACACUGUGCCUCAUGCAACCGUAUACCAAUAUUGACGUGGAUGCACCCUUUUCGGUUGCGUUCAGUGCCAUAGGGUGGGAUUGGGCUAAGUACAUUGUUUCAUUGGGGGCUUUGCAGGGAAUGACCACAGUGUUGUUGGUGACUACUGUGGGUCAAGCUCGGUAUCUGACUCACAUUUCACGUACACACAUGAUGCCUCCUUGGUUUGCUUUGGUGAAUGAGCGCACUGGGACACCUGUGAAUGCCACAAUUUCCCUGGUUCUGAUCUCAGCUGUGAUUGGUUUCUUCACUGAACUUGAGAUUCUCUCUAACCUCUUGUCAAUUUCCACUCUCUUCAUCUUCACGUUGGUGGCAGUUGCUCUCCUUGUGCGUAGGUACUACUCCAGUGGAGUCACAACAAAGGGGAACCAAAUCAAGCUCAUUGUGUUCAUUGUGGUGAUCAUUGUCUCUUCAUGUGGGAUUUCAUCUUAUUGGGCAGUAAGUGAUGGUUGGAUUGGUUAUGUUAUUCUUUGUCCAAUUUGGAUAUUGGCUACAGGAGGGCUUUGGUUUGUGGUUCCACAGGCAAAGGAGCCAAAACUUUGGGGGGUGCCUUUGGUUCCAUGGCUACCUUCCAUAUCUAUUUUUGUCAACAUAUUCCUUCUUGGAUCUAUAGAUAAAGGUUCGUUUGUUAGGUUUGGUCUUUGGACUGUGCUUCUCUUGGUUUACUAUGUCCUCUUCGGGUUGCAUGCUUCUUAUGACACAGCUAAGGAAUUUGAGGCGCAGCGUUGUGCCGAAAGGGAGUUGAACAGGUUGGAAGAUGGGGUCGUCUCUUCUACGUAG
This is a messenger RNA of Vigna radiata var. radiata (mung bean), 1896 nucleotides long. Its product is annotated as cationic amino acid transporter 1-like. Gene Ontology annotation, molecular function: L-glutamate transmembrane transporter activity; L-lysine transmembrane transporter activity. NCBI's taxonomy places the organism in Eukaryota, Viridiplantae, Streptophyta, Magnoliopsida, Fabales, Fabaceae. The record is from RefSeq and is a predicted model, not a curated record. Gene Ontology annotation, cellular component: plasma membrane. The transcript is spliced from 2 exons. Gene Ontology annotation, biological process: amino acid transport; transmembrane transport. Bases 130 to 1896 code for a protein of 588 amino acids.